GAGAGUGAGUUAAAACAAGGAUGUGGAUUUGUAGACUUCUGCACGUCUUCAUGCAGAGAUAAUCCAUUGAGGACAUGCAUGAGGAGAAACGCAUUCAUCCAGAGAUGUUUCUGUUCCUUUUCUCCCUGCUGGUCUUCUGUGUGCCACUAGGGGGCGAUACCUCACCAAUCACCUGCUACAACGACCAGGGAGAUGCUGUUGAUUGGUACUAUAUGUACAAGCUGCCUAAAGAACAUGGAGAGAAGUCUCCCCAUCAGGGUGAGAUGUAUUUACUGCUGGAAAAGGGGAGUGAAGGAUGGUCUAAAGGGAAGGGGACAGUGAACGACACCACGGGAGCUCUGGGCCGAACAGUGGGUCAGCUGUACUCACAAGGACAGAACACAGAGGUAGCAUACAUCCUUUACAAUGACCAGAAGCCACUUGAUGACUUUGGUGACGGAUCGGUUGGCAACAGUGGAGGAACAAGGGGGCACACAAAAGGUGUCGUCCUGCUGGAUAAGAAUCAGGGCUUCUGGUUGGUCCACAGCACGCCUCAAUUCCCCCCUGUACGACAGGCAGGACAGUAUUAUUACCCCAGCAGCGGUGUGGUCAACGGGCAAAACUUUAUCUGCGUCACCUACCCGCUCGACCGCUUCCAGACCAUCGGAGAGCAGCUUCAGAUCAAUCAGCCUAAUGUGUACGACUGCGACGUCCCCGGCUCCUUGGCGUCCCUGGUGCCUUCACUGGCUGCUCUCUGCAAGAAAACACAUCUGUCUGGUCACAUCUUUCCACGUGUGAAACCCGUGUCCAACCGCAGCAUGACCCUGACCUCAAAGGAAGGCACCAAGUUCAUCAGCUUCGCCAAGGGAGCCUCCUUUGACCAAGACCUGUACCACUCCUGGGUGGCCCCCAGCCUCCAGUCCGACCUCCUGGUCCAGUUCUGGAUUCGCUCCACGGGCAUUCUCCCCUCCGACUGCUCUCUGGGCUGGAAGGUCCUGGACAUCACGCUCAUCAACCCGGGGCAGACGUUCACCUUCAAGGCCAGCCAGGACCACUCCAAGUGGGCCGUCAGCCCCAAGGCAGCGGGGUCCGGGUCCGGGGGAGGCUGGGUGUGCGUGGGAGACAUAAACCGGAACCAGGCAGAGGAGAAGCGAGGCGGUGGCACCGUGUGUCUGCAAGACCCGGUGGUGUGGAAGGCCUACAGGACGGCGGCGCUGGAGUGUGAGGCUUGUGGAGGAGGAACGAUCCAGUGUUGAUACCCUGCUGGAGCCCGAUGGGUGGAGAAGAGGGCCGUCAUGGGUUGAUAAGGAUGAGAUCACAUCCGGCAUUUGGGGCUUUUGAGGUAAUUGUUUGCAUAAAUUUUGGUACAGUGUGAUUUUUUUAAUGUCUGUUGGAAUCUAUUUGAAAUCAUGCAUGUUUAGCAUUAAAAUAAAUUAUCUUUUUUUAUUUUUUAUUUUACACUUUUGUGAUAUUCUUGAGAUGUUACAAUUAUUUAUUUUAAGGUUCCCUGUGGAGGUUUUGACCACUAUUAAUGUUAUGGUUUUCAUGUGUGGCUUUAUCUGGAUGCUUGUGCACACACAUGGGUGAUGCAAUAUACAUUCCAGCCAAUGAGUUAUUAUAGGUUGCUCUAAAUCCCCUAAUAACUUCAAAUCUUAAGCACUUCUAUGCAUCAGUAAAUAUUCACGACUAAAGGUAGAAAACAAACAUCUUUAGGGAGUAUUUGUUACAAGUUUAGCUCUGAAAAACUCAAUUUAUCAGGACUGUGUCAUCAGAUUCUGAUUCAAAUGUUCAUAAAUCCUGAAUGGUGCAUGGAAGUAUGUGACAUCACAUUAUUCAAACCAAGCCCCGCCCAUUUCAAUCCAGUGCAAAGAGCACAGAGAAAAGAAACACAGAGAUCUAAAAUAGUGCGUUCACGUGGGACCCCAUCAUUCAGAGAAAGAGGCUGAUUGAGGAAAUAUGUUUCUGGGGCCUUUAAGGCACAAAAACCAUUUCACUUGUUCAGAAUGAUUAUGGGCUGCUAUCAAGGGCUGCUGCACCAUCCGCUUCAAACUAAAUGCAUACAGAACAAUGCUGGAGGAGGACAAUUAGUCAAAUCUGACACUGAAGCAGAGGGCUUUAUGGGAAAUAUGGUGUUCAUUUUGAAAAAAACACAAAAACCUCAAAGUGCUACUUUAAAUGAAAGCAUUUGUUCAAGUGUCUUUAAAACCGUUGGGUAUUCUUUUAACUGAAACUAAGAAAAAACGAUGUCACAAACUGUGUAUGGAAGUGCUGCCUCACUAUGUUGAACUUGUCUGUUUAAAGGUGCAGUGUGUAGAUAUAGCCAUAAUUUCAUUUUAAAACUUAAAAAAAUGAACUAACAUUAUCAACAGAAUAUGUAGAAGUAGCAGUUUUGACGUUUUCUCAAAGACGUCUAUUGUUGCGGAGAUAUCUACUGACAUUAGCAUGCUAACCAGCUAGCCCUAGCCCGUCCUGUCUCGUAAUACCACUUUUACCUCUAGAGGCGAUAGUGAGUCGCUGUAAGGACGAAGAAUUAGAACAUCAAAGGUUCCUGAAUUAAUGGCACAGUGAAGUGGCGAAGAAAACAUGUUUUUAAGAUAUAUAGAGAAGCAAAAAAAGAGUAAACAUUGGCGUGGCUUUCCACCGCUGGAGACAGCUCUUAGCGAGUAAAGAGAUGAUGUUUGAUGCUGAACUCGCAACGUCUCUUUUAGACUGGAAACAUUUAACAUUGGUACUUAACGUAACACAUAUUUACUGCAACUCAUGACAACACAAACUGCACCAAAAAACAUUCCAGAUGGUGUCAACAUAUAGAUUUGAUGUGGCUGUUUUCUUGCUAAAACUAAGCUAAGAAAGCUUUAAUGAAAACUAUAGGCCGACGCCACACACAAAGAUUAUUAGACAGCAGUGUUAUUUUGCCUGGCUCUGAGUUUCAGCAGUGUGAUUGAAUUUUUCCCAUUUUUACCCUGCUGUUAGUUCAUUUUUUAGGUUGCUUGGACCCAGUAGAGAUGAAAUGCUGCCCCCUAUUUGUUUGGAGUAUGUGGUCAAAUCGUACACAUUGCACCUUUAAAUAUAAGCUGGUUUAUCGUUAUGUUCUCUGGGAGCGGGUCAAGCAUGAAAAUGUAUGUUAUGGAAAUUUAAAUACAUAAAACUGUGGGAUUAUUUGCACUAUAUGUAACAUGCAGCACACAUUUUACAGACAUAAUUAAACUGCAGACAGUCACAACAUUCAGGUGUGAUGAUUUCUUUAAUACUUUGUGUUUCAUGAAUGCUUGUGUUAUUAACUGAGUGUUUGUGAAUUUCUAAUGUGCUUCUCUGACAUAAAAACAAUUUUUUAUUU
Molecule: messenger RNA, 3316 nt
Organism: Anoplopoma fimbria (sablefish)
Lineage: Eukaryota; Metazoa; Chordata; Actinopteri; Perciformes; Anoplopomatidae
Gene: dnase2
Product: deoxyribonuclease II, lysosomal
Exons: 7
Coding region: 75-1235 (386 amino acids)
Biological process (GO): apoptotic DNA fragmentation
Molecular function (GO): deoxyribonuclease II activity
Source: RefSeq, a predicted model, not a curated record